UUAGCCAUUAACAAUCAUCUAUUGUCAUUUGCGAAGCUAAAUUUUAUAUUUAGAGUUGGAAAUUAAGAUUUGUGUAUUUCACAAAAAAUGAAGAUACUUAAACAUUUUUUUCUGUAUUUCAACUUCUUUCAAAUUAUUGCUGGAUUAACAAAAUCCUUUCUUUAUGAAAUGUACGCCAGCAAUGAAAGUAAUGGGAAUCCCAUAUCUAGCUUUAAUGAUAGUUCCAUCAACAAAUGUGUUGCUCUUUGUGAUAGUAUGUUCGGAUGUUUGUCUGUGAAUUUUCAUGAAGUAAAUAAACAGUGUGAGCUAACAGAUUAUUAUCCGUUAGAUAAUACAACGUCAGGAAUACCUAACAACGGAUGGAAAAUUUUCUUUCGGAGAAACUUUGGAAUAAAUCUUUUACAAGGAGCUGUAGCAUGGCAGUCCUCUACAUUUGUCGAGUUAGGUGUUCAUCUGAUCGCAGAAAAGGCUUUAGACGGAAAUGUCCAAGGGAUACACAACUGUGCCCACACAAAAUCUAGUUACUCAUACUGGGCUGUUGAGUUUGGAACUCCGGGUCCUGUAAAAUCAGUACAAAUAAAGUCACGAAGAGACUGCUGUUAUAACACCCAGACAAAUUACACAGUGACCGUUGCUGGCAGUCGUGAUGAUGUCAUAAAUGAUGCAGGAACAAAAUGUGGGUCAUACUUUGGUCCUGCUAUAGACAAGGAACCUUUUAGCAUAACAAUCGAUU
Molecule: messenger RNA, 733 nt
Organism: Ruditapes philippinarum (Manila clam)
Lineage: Eukaryota; Metazoa; Mollusca; Bivalvia; Venerida; Veneridae
Exons: 3
Source: RefSeq, a predicted model, not a curated record